Molecule: messenger RNA, 8704 nt
Organism: Meleagris gallopavo (turkey)
Lineage: Eukaryota; Metazoa; Chordata; Aves; Galliformes; Phasianidae
Source: RefSeq, a predicted model, not a curated record
AUGGCACAGACAACUUCUGGAUUUCUGGAGGCAGCUGCAGUUCCAAAAGAAUUGGUGGAGCUUCACUUGAAACUGAUGAGAAAGAUUGGGAAGUCUGUCACAGCAGACAGAUGGGAAAAAUAUUUGAUCAAGAUAUGCCAAGAAUUCAACAGCACUUGGGCUUGGGAGAUGGAAAAAAAAGGAUACCUAGAAAUGAGUGUCGAAUGCAAACUGGGGAUUCUGAAGUAUCUCUGUGAAUGUCAAUUUGAUGACAAUCUGAAGUUCAAAAAUAUAAUUAAUGAGGAGGAUGCCGAUGCCAUGCGCCUUCAGCCUAUUGGGCGAGACAAGGAUGGACUGAUGUAUUGGUAUCAGCUGGAUCAGGAGCAUAAUGUCAGGAUGUACAUAGAAGAACAGGAUGACCAGGAUGGAUCCACAUGGAAGUGCAUUGUUAGAAACCGAAAUGAGCUUGCCGAGACCCUUGAGCUCCUGAAAGCACAAAUUGAUCCUGCCCUGCUGAAAAACAAUUCUCAGCAGGAGAAUUCAUCACGUGAAAGCCCAAGUAUAGAAGAUGAAGACACCAAAAAGGGUGAAGAAGCAUCUACACAAGAAAACCAAUUAAAAAUCAAAGAAGAAAAAGACGAGGUGGAGGAACAGUCAAAGGAACUGGAAAAUCUUCCUCUUCCUGUGGUUAAAGAGGAUGAAAACAUGAUGAAAAUAGAGAAGGCUGAAGAAAAAGAAAUUAUAAAAUUGCCAGUAAUAGUAAAAUUAGAGAAGCCUUCGGAAUACAACGAAGAGAAACAAACUGUCAAAGAGGAAAGUGACUCCUUUAAAGAAAAUGUCAAGCCUGUUAAAGCAGAGGUGAAGGAAAACAAAAUAGAACCAAAAGACCUAAAAGAAGUAAAAAGUUCUACUGACAAAAUAGCAGUUCAUGAGCCCGAGAGGUUAGAAUUUUGUGUUAAUGUCAAAACUCCCCAGGAAAUUGUGGAGAAAUCUGUAGAAGAAAGCGAGAAACUUAAAAAUGACCAGCAGGCAAAAAUACCCCUUAAAAAGAGAGAGAUCAAGCUGACAGAUGACUAUGACAGUCCUAUAAAGGGGUCCCUGUGUAAAUGUGUGACUCCAACGAAGGAUGUCUUGAAGGAAGAGGGGAAACCAGAAGAGGAAACUUUUAAGAGAGUCCCUACAAUUACUGCUUUAUGUCCCGAUGGGAAAGUGCUGGUAAAUGGAGAGGUUAGCAGUGAGAAAAUAACCCCAAGUGUCAUACAGAAUAAUAGGUCGGAGCACUCCGUUGGUACAAAGGAAGACAGCAGCUCAUUAAAAGAGAAAAAUGGUAAAAGUGGGGAAAAGGUAUCAGACUCCCUAAAUUCUGUUAGUAAAAUUAUAAAAGCAGGUGAGGUUGAGAAAAAUGCGGUAACUGUGGUGAAAGAGCUAGGAGCUGUGGUCUCUGAGGUUUCAAAUCAGAAAGUGCCUUCAAAGGAGGAAUCUAGUCCUGUGGAGAAAGAGAACCUUGACAGUCCAGCUACUGAAAUGGUAGCGGAAGAAUCUUCAAACUCUGAAGACUGUGCCAAAAAAUCUGAAGAGAAACUAGCCACGAUAAUCAAAAAGGACAGACUGCCGCCACCCAAAGAAUGUUUAGAGAAGCUGGAGAAGCCCACAGAUGCAUCUGCUCCUGCAGAACUGCCCAAGCCUGCAGCAUCUGAGGAAGAGACCUUGAAAAGCAGAAACGAGCCUGAGGAGAAACCUGAUUCUCCCAAAGCUGCUGAGACACCCCCUCCAUCUUCUUCUCCUGUUACUUUAGAGAAGACUGUUUUGGAAGCGGAGGGCUCUGAUGCUAAACCUGCUCUCCUUGAGGAGAGCCAAGUAGCAGAAAAAUCCAGCCCUGAAAAACCAGAGGAAGAGCCUGAAGCUGACAAGCCGGAGCCAGAGGGAUUAGAUGAUGCCCACGCGUCCAAUCUAGAGAACUCCUCCGAGAGUAAAAAGGAUUCCCCAACACCUAAAAGCAAAUUUAAGUAUAAACUAGUUUCUGAAGAAGAAAGCUGCACAACAGAUAAUAAAGAAAUAACUUCUGAAAGACAGAAAGAAGGGAUUAAAUUAACUAUCAGGAUCUCCAGUAGGAAGAGAAAGGCAGAAACACCACCAGAAGACGUCACUGCUGGCCGCACGUUAAGGAGAUCCCCAAGAAUAUCUAAGCCUACUCCAAAAGUUGUGGAGACUCGGGAUCAGAAAUCUGACAAAAAACGAUCUGAAGAGGAAGAGGAGAAACCUGCUCAUAAGCAGGAAAGAAAAGAAGAUGCAAAAAAACAAGAGAAGGAGUCAAAUUCUAAGGUUAACAAGAGAAGCAAAGUUCGGUGGACGGGUACACGAACACGUGGCAGGUGGAAAUACUCAAGCAAUGAAGAAAGUGAAGACUCAGAGAGUGAAAAAAACUCUGAUGAAGAGGAGGAAGAGGAAGAAGAGGAGGAAGAAGAAGCUGCACCUGCUGACGAUGAUGAACCAUGCAAGAAGUGUGGCCUUCCCAACCACCCUGAGCUGAUUUUGUUAUGUGAUUCCUGUGACAGUGGAUACCAUACAGCUUGCCUUCGCCCUCCUUUGAUGAUAAUCCCUGAUGGAGAAUGGUUCUGCCCACCUUGCCAGCACAAAUUACUCUGUGAGAAAUUAGAAGAACAAUUACAAGAUUUGGAUGUCGUCUUAAAAAAGAAGGAGCGUGCAGAACGCAGAAAAGAGCGACUGGUGUACGUGGGUAUCAGCAUUGAGAACAUCAUUCCACCACAGGAGCCAGAAAUCCCUGAAGGUCAAGAAGAAAAAAAGAAAGAUUCCAAAAAGCACAAAUCAAAGCUGCUUGAAAGGAGAUCUACCAGAACCCGGAAAUGCAUAAGCUACAGGUUUGAUGAAUUUGAUGAGGCAAUUGAUGAGGCAAUUGAAGAUGACAUCAAGGAAGCUGAUGGAGGAGGCAUUGGCAGAGGCAAAGACAUGUCUAAUAUCACAGGACAUCGUGGAAAAGACAUUUCCACAAUCCUAGAGGAAGAAAGGAAAGAAAAUAAGCGACCCCAAAGGGCUGCUGCAGCACGGCGCAAGAAACGACGGCGACUAAACGACCUGGAUAGUGACAGUAAUCUGGACGAGGAAGAGAGCGAGGAUGAGUUUAAGAUCAGUGAUGGAUCUCAGGAUGAGUUUGUUAUAUCAGAGGAAAAUCUGGACGAAAGUGAAGAUGAUCCACCAUCAAACGAAGACAGCGAUUCCGAGUUCUGUGCCCGCAUAUCCAGGAGACAUCUCUCCAGGCCCAUGAGGCAAAGCAGGCGGUUACGAAGGAAAACAGUCAAGAAAAAAUACUCUGAAGAUGAUGAAGAUGAAGAUUCCGAGGACAAUUCAAGCAGAGAAACUGAGAGUGGUGAUUACACAGAUUACAGUGAUGAUGAUUACCUGGAAACCAGGAGGAGAAGAUCAAGAAGGAAUCAGAAGAGGCAAGUGAACUACAAGGAGGAUUCAGAAAGCGAUGGCUCUCAGAAAAGUGUCCGAUAUGGAAAGGAGUUAAGAAGAGUUCAUAAACGCAGGCUCUCCACUUCAGAUAGUGAAGAGAGCUACGCAUCCAAGAAUUCCGAAGAUGACGAUUCCACAAAAGAGUCGAAGCGUUUGAUUCGAAAACGUCGGCGAAGUACGGAUGACUACUCUGAGGAAGGAGAGGAUGAGGAAGAUGAAGAGAGGCCUGUCCGCAAACGGCUCAAUAGAAUUGAAACAGACGAUGAAGAUAACUGCGAAAAUGCUAACGAUGAGGCAGAAAGCCCUGCAAAUAAGCUGCCAGCACCACAGGCUCCUCAAGACAACACCAAGAAGCACUGCUACCGGAUAGAAAGUGACGACGAAGAUGACUUUGAUAACGUAGGAAAAGUAGAGAGCCCUUUGGACUACAGCCUGGUGGACUUGCCUUCCACCAACGGACAGAGCCCAGGUAAAACCAUUGAGAACUUGAUUGGCAAACCUAGUGAGAAGACCCAAGCCCCGAAGGACAGCACAGCCAGUGCCAGCCUGGCGCCCAAUGGGACGGGGAGUGGGCAGGAAGUGGUAGGGCCAGAGGAAGAUGAAGAUGAACUUUUGAGAGUGACUGACCUUGUUGAUUACGUCUGUAACAGUGAACAGUUAUAAGACUUCCAUUUUUGUGCUAAUUUAUUCCACGGUAGCUCAUACCAGCGGGCCAGUUAUUAAAAGCUGUUUUAUUUUUCCUAGAAAACUCUCCACUACAGUAUCACUUUUUAGAAGCAAGAAUUUCACCAGUCCUGCAGUCUUUCUGUGAAGUGACCAGUUUUGAACUUUGAAGAAGAAUUGCUGUAAAUUCCCUCUCUUACCCCCCUUUCUCCUUCCAAGUCCAUGGUCCUGGGUAAUUUCACUCACAAAAACCUUAUCACAACAAGAGAUUUGUAUAUUUUUGGCUUUAUAUUUCCUGAGUGCAUACAAAUUUGUGGAAAUGGGUGGCCUAAGAAAGCAUUCCAAAUCGGUCAGGGCCCAAACCGAAAUUUGGGGUGGGUUUGGCUCAAGGGGUGGGCGGGGUGCAGAAGCACUUGUGCUUUAGCUUUUUCAUAUGAGAUAUAUAUUAUAUUUAAAUGUUCACAACUUAGAUUACAACUUAACAGACAGUCUCAAAUUUAACGUCUGUACUGUCGCAUUUUGUGAGUUGUAGGUUAACAUGCCAUAGCUCAUUAGUAAUCACCUUCAUGGAAGCAGUUUGAUUUUAAUACUGGAGGCAAACAGAAUUACUAGAGGCCGAGAAGGUACCAUAAACAAGAACUCUACUAUCCAUUAUGACUUGCAGACUUUCCUAAUAAACAUCCUUUAAAGUGUUUGUACAGUAAAGUGUACUGUAAUGAAGUUUUUGACAGUUGAAACACGCUAGCAAUGAAUUUACAAAGCUAUCAGAUGGUCUUCUGUACACGGUGUCCAGUGGGAGGACGCAUUGAUGUGAAGUUGGUCUGUAAACGGGAUGGCAUCUUGACGUGCUGUAAACUUUUACAGACAAAAGAAUCCUGCAGUAGCUGCCUGGCCACUUGGGUUUCACCUUCUGUUGGAGUAUUCGGAAUGGAAUGUGUCUGUACAGACUGCACUGACCACAGAAUUGCAGCGCAUCAGAGGAUUGAGGGAUUUUCCAAUAAACCGUGACUGGUCCAUUCAUGUCCUUAGUAUCUACUUCAAAUUGAAGUAAACAAAUGGAACAGUUUUCCUUUUGGAGGUUUUUCUGUUUGGGGUUUGUGUGUGUUUUUGUUUUGAUUUUAGUUAUCUGCCUGGAUGUAUUAGCAGGUUUUGAAUGUAGUGUUGGCCUUUGGCCAUUAGAAUUUUCUUAAAAUACAUUUUAAUAAUUGUCAUGUGACCAAACUGAUUUCAAGAAGGCAGUAUUUCUGAGAGAAAACACUCAACUCCAAGACGUCUCAUCAACUUUGGAGUGGGCCUGAAGUGAUAUGUGCUUUCAUUUAAAAUAAAAAAAAAAAGGAGACUACAAACAAAACCAACAAACGUGGGCACAUAAGAAAGAGCAGAGCUGAAAUUUGCUUUGGGUAGUGUUGAGUUUUCUCUUCAUUUGGAAUUAAGAUGCAGGCUGUAGCAUUUGUACAUGUUGUAGCACACAGCUGAAAAAGAUCUGCCGAACGUUGAAAUCCAAAAAGGUCACAUCUGUUACUCCUUUUGCUCCGAGAUUUGGAUUUUUGACUGGUGUUGAUGUCCAUUGCCGGCAAUGGAUGCACCGAAACUGCUGCUGCCACUGAGGAGUGAGUUCUCCUUUCCUGCCCCACCUGAUUCCCUUCCAUUAUAUUGUAUUUCCUAGUCAGUCAUGAAGCACUUCUGUUUUCUUCUACUAAAACCGGCAUUAGGCCUUUACUAAAUACCUCUCUAGAAUACCUAGAUCCAAAAAUACCUACUUCUGGCCUGGAAAGUCUUGGUUUUGUUUCCCCACCUGUCUCUGCAUGAGUUCAAUCAGAACCACUCCGUGACUGUUACUCGAUUGGGUUCUAGCAGUGCACAUCUACAACCAGAAUCGUCAGAGCUGCAAGAAAGAUAGAACUCGUUCAUUACCUGCUGUGCUAAGCAAGCUUGUGAUUAAGAAAAAAAAAGAGAAAUCACGCGCUUUCUAAAUGAGAACUGAACAUCAUUAAAGAUUAAAUAUCUUUCCACCUUAUCAAUGUUAACAGAUUUCACAAGCAGGUAUUAAAACAGGGUUUAGAAUGUUCUUGUAAGUGUACGUAGCAUUUUAGCUACUACAAUGUUUUUCUUUGCCUAGGUGAUGCAUAAAUGUAGUGCUUCUACAUUUCUAAUAUACUUGUGUUUUAAAACAAGCAAGAACAUAUGGCUUCCCCUUUCUAAUGUUAAUAAUUGCUAAGCAUUUUUAAUAUUUGCAGUGCAAACUGUCUUGAUUCCCAUGCAGCAACACUGUGCAACCAGUGACUUCUCAUUUAUUUUGGCAGUGCCAUCACCUUUUUUGCUGCCACAUGGAGCCUUUUCCUGUCUGAUCAGUGCCAUAGCAAACGUUCUUGCUUGUAGACAGCCCCAAAUGCUGGAUAUGUAGUGGGUGAGUCAUUGUGAAUGUAGGAAAAUACAAAGCAGUUAAAAUACAAAUAUACCAACCAGGAAGAAAUUGAGCACUGUGUUCGGGAGUGACGUAGAAGACCAGAAAGCAGAAGUGAAGCACUGAAUUUUAUGUCAAGAGCAUCAAGCUUAACCAAUGUAGACAGAGAGGUUGUUGCUUUCUAUUGGUCGGUUGUACAAAACAAUUCUCUGUCUUCUGAGAAGUCACCCUUGGUAGCUGGGAUGGCUUCAUCCCUUGGGAUCCCAAGGUGCCGUUAGCCCAGUGGGAAUAUUGUGCAAGGAAAAUCUGCCUAGAUGUUCUACAGAGCCCAGGAUUUUAAAACUUCCGUUUUCUCUCCUGUCUAAGGCUUCCAGCAUGGUCAGAAAUGUAAAUCUGUUUGGAAAGAUGUUUUCAGAACCAAGGCUGACUGGCUGCCAUGUGGGGCUCGUGCUGUUGCGUCACGUGUAUGUGAUCCCAGAGUGGGAUCCUCCAGGUGUUGUGGUGUCCUUAGCAGCUUGUGCUCUUCUGUAUGCAUCGUGAGAUCAGAAGUCACAUCUCCUUGACUGCUCAUCUUCAGGUGUGGCUUUGGGCUAACAGAAAUUCAGGGUGUGUAAGGAACAGAAUGCAUUCUGGCCAGGGGUUUCUCACACAAUGGACUGGACAGCAGAAGAAGGAGCACCUGUUGGCUGAGCUGUUCUUUGCACACAGGUUGACACCAAAAGCUGUGUCUUUUUUAACUGCAGAUCCUUCAGAAUAUAACUGAUGAGGAAGAAAGUGAACUGAUUUCUGUGGGCUGUGUGAGUCUUAAGAAGCACUGGAGAAGGGAAGGAACUAUAAACUGUGUUGAGAGAUGGAUGUUUUUGGGUGCCACAAAGAUGAAGGAUGGCUUUGCCAUGAGCAUAGGAUGUGCUGUGCAAAGUACAGCCGCUCUGUACUAAGGAAUGCAGAGUGUUAAUCCAACCAGAAGGGUGGGGAAUUAAGAAGGCAAAAUUUCAUUGCAGUUGCUGUCUGAGUUAUUGAAUCUUCUAAACCUCGAUUUAAAAAUGGAAAACAGCAUCACUAAGAUACCAAAAAAAAACCUUAAUGUUGAAAGCCUGUAGAAACACGAGUACUGAACAACAAACUCUCUGAGCUCUUAGAUUUCCUACAUGUCAAAUUACCUUAUAAAAUUACUGUAUCUUCCUGAUUUAUUUAAUGAAAGGACUGCUCUGUUCUAAUGGCGCUUAAGAAAAACAGAGAUGCUUUUUCUCUAAAUUGCUCAUGUAUAAAUAUGUCACCUCGAGAUUUCUGUGGAUUGAAACGUCUCGAUUGCUCUUCAUGCAGUGGGAGCUGAUGACUGAAGCGGGCUUCUUUCCUGGUCACUGCUGUUUUCUGAAUGCUGGCCUGCACUCUGAGGGGUCCCACUCAAAGAACCUUGAGGUGAAAAUGUAUGUUCAGAAAAGAGAAACUGUAUGGUAGCAGUGCCCUUGUUCUGAUUUGUCUUCAUGUUUCUCACUUGAACUGUUUGGUAUCAGGAUGCUGUUUAAUGAUUUCAAUAGUCCAUUGUCAGGGUGUCCAUUGUAGAGCUCUGUUUUCAGGUGCUUACAGCUUGGUUUUCAAUGCUCUGCAGUAGGAAGGCCUGGUUGAAACUUUCAGCAAGUUGUUCCAAAGUAUUUAUUUUCACCAAUUUUUUAUUUUUUUUUAAUGAGAAGUAAAUGAGGAAUUUUGGUGGCAAGGGAUUUGUAUCAUCUAGUUCAAAAUGGCAACGCCUUGGGGCCAAUGGGCCUUGAGAAUUGGUUUUGGUACGUGUGCAGUGAAUGCUACAAGCUUGUGUUAAGCAUCCAACAUGCAGCGUGCACCUACAUACGUGUUUACAUUUGCUUUCAAUUCACUGGGUAUAUAAAAUCCUUUCAUGUAUAAAUAUAUGUAAAAAUAUCAAAUAUCUUCAAAUGGUAACUUUCUGGAAAACUAAAUCUGUUGAAUAUGGUGGGGAAAUCUGCAGGAAUUCAUGCAAAAAGAGCACAGCACUGCAACUCAUCUAGUGUUUAAACAAUCUAUGGGAGCAUUUAGGACUGCUGUCUGAAAUGUGCGGGAUGAAGCCCACGUUUCCUGGGAUCUUACUUUGGCUCCUCCCCUUCUAGAACAAGUGGGGUAGGGACUAUAUCACUUAAUAUGUCAGAAGACAGAAAAUGGAAAAAAAAAAAA